GGAGCUCAUCAAGUUUUGGCGUAUGUGUUGGCGAUUUCUAAAAUCUUGACAGAAUUCUGCAGUGAAGAAGAUCAAAGCUGUAGACUUUGGCAGUCAGGGAAUGGACCGUUUGGGUUCCUUUAGCAAUGAUCCUUCAGAUAAACCACCUUGCCGAGGCUGCUCCUCCUACCUCAUGGAGCCUUAUAUCAAGUGUGCUGAAUGUGGGCCACCUCCUUUUUUUCUGUGCUUGCAGUGUUUUACUCGAGGCUUUGAGUACAAGAAGCAUCAAAGUGAUCAUACCUAUGAAAUAAUGACAUCAGACUUUCCUGUUCUUGAUCCCAGUUGGACUGCGCAAGAAGAAAUGGCUCUUUUAGAAGCUGUCAUGGACUGUGGCUUUGGAAAUUGGCAGGAUGUAGCUAAUCAGAUGUGUACUAAGACCAAGGAGGAGUGUGAGAAGCACUAUAUGAAGCAUUUCAUCAAUAACCCUCUCUUUGCAUCUACCUUGCUGAAUCUGAAGCAAGCAGAGGAAGCAAAAACGGCUGACACAGCCAUUCCAUUUCACUCUGCAGAUGACCCUCCCCGGCCUACCUUUGACUCCCUUCUUUCCCAGGACAUGGCAGGAUACAUGCCAGCUCGAGCAGACUUCAUUGAGGAGUUUGACAAUUAUGCAGAAUGGGACUUGAGAGACAUCGAUUUUGUUGAAGAUGACUCGGACAUUUUACAUGCUCUGAAGAUGGCUGUGGUAGAUAUCUAUCAUUCCAGGUUAAAAGAGAGACAACGGCGAAAAAAAAUUAUAAGAGACCAUGGACUAAUCAACCUUAGGAAGUUUCAGUUAAUGGAACGGCGGUAUCCCAAGGAGGUCCAAGACCUUUAUGAAACAAUGAGGCGAUUUGCAAGGAUUGUGGGGCCUGUGGAGCAUGACAAGUUCAUUGAAAGCCACGCAUUGGAAUUUGAACUCCGAAGAGAAAUCAAGAGGCUCCAGGAAUAUAGGACAGCAGGCAUUACUAAUUUCUGUAGUGCCAGAACAUAUGAUCACCUCAAAAAAACACGAGAGGAAGAGCGCCUAAAGCGUACCAUGCUCUCCGAAGUUCUCCAGUAUAUCCAAGACAGUAGUGCUUGCCAGCAGUGGCUCCGCCGGCAAGCUGACAUAGAUUCCGGCUUGAGUCCUUCUAUUCCAAUGACUUCAAAUUCAGGUAGACGAAGCGCACCACCAUUGAACCUCACUGGCCUCCCUGGCACAGAGAAGUUGAAUGACAAAGAAAAGGAGCUUUGUCAGAUGGUGAGGUUGGUCCCUGGAGCCUAUUUAGAAUACAAAUCCGCUCUCUUGAAUGAAUGUAACAAGCAAGGAGGCUUGAGAUUGGCACAGGCAAGAGCACUGAUCAAGAUAGACGUGAACAAGACCCGGAAAAUCUAUGAUUUCCUUAUCCGAGAAGGAUACAUCACUAAAGCCUGAGGCUCAGCAGACUUGAGAUCAGCAGUCAGAAGUUUGGAAUGUGGUGGACUGAAGGACAGCAUGGACAUUCUGAAGAAUUUGUUUUUGUACUGAAUUCUCACUGUAAAAAGAGGGGAAGGACAAAGGAAAACUU
Chrysochloris asiatica (Cape golden mole) is the source of this 1565-nucleotide messenger RNA. RefSeq names its product transcriptional adaptor 2A (gene TADA2A). The transcript has 15 exons. Gene Ontology annotation, molecular function: chromatin binding; protein binding; transcription coactivator activity. The record is from RefSeq and is a predicted model, not a curated record. Gene Ontology annotation, cellular component: nucleus; SAGA-type complex. Gene Ontology annotation, biological process: chromatin remodeling; regulation of transcription by RNA polymerase II. NCBI's taxonomy places the organism in Eukaryota, Metazoa, Chordata, Mammalia, Afrosoricida, Chrysochloridae. The coding region runs from base 101 to 1432 and encodes 443 amino acids.